Molecule: messenger RNA, 466 nt
Organism: Arabidopsis lyrata subsp. lyrata
Lineage: Eukaryota; Viridiplantae; Streptophyta; Magnoliopsida; Brassicales; Brassicaceae
Exons: 3
Coding region: 1-339 (112 amino acids)
Source: RefSeq, a predicted model, not a curated record
AUGGAAGGUGGCGCUGAGGAUCUGAGUGUUGAGAUUGUUGGUCUAUUGGAAACGGCUUAUGAGAGGCGUGAGCCGAUGACCAAAAUCCGUAAACAGCUUGAAAGAAUGUCAGAGACUUUGGCCGAAGCUGUGCCUCACUCAAAAUAUGCGGAGGCCAUUGUGAAAGGAAUGCUUCUUGCUGUUCAAAGACGUGCAAACCUAAACGUGCUCCUUAGCAUCCAAGAAACCAUCGAUCAGGUUUUUGAUACAUAUGGUCCUAUCCUUAUUCAAUAUGCCACCAGCAAAACUACCCAAGUGAGCAUUUUAAUAAUAACAAAACAAUAUGUUGCAUUUUUAUAAGUAAAUAAUUACAAUUUCUAAUUUCUCAAUAGAUCCAAAUCAUAGAGUCUGUGGAGAAGAUAUGUCUUGAACCUCAGUCACCAUUUUUCCCUGUUUUUGGUCAUGUGAGUAAGAAUAUAUUUUGAUA